This is a messenger RNA of Yamadazyma jaroonii, 3573 nucleotides long. NCBI's taxonomy places the organism in Eukaryota, Fungi, Ascomycota, Pichiomycetes, Serinales, Debaryomycetaceae. The record is from the annotation of a GenBank genome assembly.
AUGGCUAGGAAACGAAAGAGUGCAAAGACAGCCAUUAAGGCCAAAUCCACUCAAUCCAAGGCUACAGCCGAAAAGCCAGUGGUCAAAAACCCUCCCCGUCCUGUUGGACGGAUGAGAACACGUAACAAUUCCACCCAAAUAGACGAUGUUCCUAUCACCCUAGUUAAACCAGUUACUGACAAGAUGUUAAACGAUUUGACUCCACAACCCCCUAAAGAACCCGUGGAAAUACAGGAUACACAGGUAGCUGAUAAUGAUACUGAAAUAGAAGGUGAAAAGCCACCAGAACUUCCAGAACAUCCACAAUCCCAAGAUUUAGACGAACCUGAAUCAGACCUUAAUUCAUCACCCAUCAAAUUGAAUCGUUAUAUAUCACCAAUACGAAGAAGUGUGGCCUUUUCUGAUGACUUAAUCAGUGACACGCCAGACUUGAGACCUCCAGUCAAUGCUACGCCCAAAAAGUCCAUUCUCAAAUUGAGUCCUAGAAAGGCUGAAAGAGCCCCUUCAUUCAAGACUUUUAACCCUGAAGACGCUAGCUUUUGGUCCAACGGUGUGAUAGUUCAACUCCCACCGCAUUCAGAUAACUUCCUUACCCUUUUCAACGGUUGUUUGGCGGUAUUGAAGGAUAAACAGUUCAAGCUACGAUUCGAGGUAUAUGCCUCGUUGAACUAUAACAUGAAGAUUAAUGACUUAAGCAGUAUUGUCAACCAACCAUUCAAGUCACCCAAAUCUCCUCGAUCCCCAAAACCACCAAUCAAUCGAGUUUCACAACUAUCGGCCCUUAUACAGCGAGAUAUCAGUGAUAUAGAACGAGAUAUAUUCAACCAGGAAGACGAUAAAGAAAACCUCCCAGACAAGAACCAUCAAGAUAAGAGCGAUCCGUUUUCUACCAGAAUAAUCAGCCAAAGUUUGAAGUUAAUGCUUCUAGUGAUAAAUGAACCAAGCUUAAGUGAGCUUCUCUCGGUAGAUGAUAUCCGAUGGUUCUACUACCAUUCAUCGUUGAUGAUCAUCAAACCUGAGAUUUCCAAAGCCUUGGCUAUAAGCUACUUAAAUAUCUUAAAAGAAACUCCUUUUGUACCUAAGCGGAAGAGAUUGAUAUUUGAUAAUCCCACCAUCGAUAUCCCUGAACAUAUGUUAUUCGGGUUACUCAACAUGAAGUACUUCCCAUCAGUGUCACUUCAACAGGAGAAACUUGUGGCCCUCAAAAACUUGGUCAAACAAUUCCCUAACACCAUGACCCAUAACUUCAAUCAUUGGUUCCCAGUGUUCAUGAAUCAAAUGUUCACCUUAACGGGAGCUGGGUACACCAAACCAUUCAUUCUACUGAUUCUAGUGUUGAUGGAAAGUUCUAGAGUGUUCUUGAAUAACCAUAAUGUGGGUACGAUGGUCAAUGAUUACUUGGAACAAAUGGAAAACGAUAGUUCCAAUUUCGAUUGCCUAAUUGGGAUACUUGAGAAUUUGGCUGAUAGUCAGAAACACAAAAACGCUUUGGAUAUUUGGUUCAGUAUAACCUUGAUGGUGAAACAACGUCUGGGAUUCGAUAAUUGGAAGUUUUUGGCUCGUUGGUUGAAUGUUUUCAAGUAUUGUAUACCACGGGAAACCCCGGAGAUGGCUAUUAAGGCUUGGAGGGCUGUGGUUUAUAAUUUGUGUUGUGACUUGGAUAGUGGAAGGAAAGCUAUGGUGUUGAGCAAGGAGACGGCCAAGGAAAAGGCCGUGGACAAGGUCCAAUUAGAGAAUAAAUUCGAUCUUCUCAAAACCAUUCUUCAUUGUACCACCUCCAACACCCUCGAGACCAUGGAUGCGUUCGACGGAAUCAUACUUUGUAUGGUAUAUGGGUUGAGUCGAAGGACAGACUCAAUCUACUGGGAUUAUUUGCUUCAGCCAGUAAUGGAGUUCUAUUUCAUCGGCGACAAACCCAGCAUUCAUGGGUCCAAUGGUUCUAAACUCCUCAUACGGUUGAUGAAACCCAAUAAUGAAACCUUUGAUCCCUCAAGGUACCUUUCUAACGAUAAAUUACCCAUCACUAGUAUCAGACCGUUGGACGCCGGCUGGAUCGCUCUCAACACUGCCAAGUUUCUCCCCAUUAUGAAGCUAGCCUUACAACAAGACACCAGACCUGAAGUCAAAUUAUCGGUUAUAACUUCAUUCUGUGACUAUUUGAAGGGACACAAGAAAGUUCUUUCAAUGGUAAAACCUCAACUUCACCAGAUGAUGACGGGAAUCUGCCACCAUGACAUUUCUACCAAGAGUUUAGUGGCCCCAUUUGCAUGUUUGAUCAAUACCUAUGGAGUCCAUGAACUAUUAGAGCCAGAUUUUAUCCUGCUUUUCACCAAUAAACUCGUACAAGGUAACGGGGACUUGGACACUCUUCUAGGCAGCCUAGAUAGGUCCAAGAGCUUACCCAUAAUCACCCGAUACUUCAAACUCAAGGGAGUGGAUAAUACCUUCGGUCAGAGAUUGGAAUUAUGUAAGGUGAACUUUACUUCCCCCAUUGAACUUAAAGAGUGUGGGGAGUUACUCAAAACUUUUACUGACGUGAAUAAGUUCCUUAAAGGUAUCAUACAGAGCUUGGUGCUCUUAAAGGAACCAGAAUUUCUCCAACUGGUGAAGACUAUCGACAUUGUCAACUGGAAUAUUCAAAACUUCAAGGUAUACAUUGCUCUAAUCAAGACCUCCCCCUUCCCAUACAUGUUAACUAAUGGCUGUGAGAUGAUCCAGGAGAAACUCGAACGGGAUCCAGCAGUUAUGGACAUAUUUCCAAUUUUGUGUGACAACAAUGGAAUUUUCCGGGGCACUUAUAAGUCCUUUUUGGCCCGGUAUGAGACUUUGGACGAUGGUGGUAAGCAGGAGUUCAAAAAAUGCUGGAAAGAUUACUUGGACACUGUCAGAAGAGAAGAAAGAUGGGGGGAUUUAGAUGAAAUGUUAUGUGCUGGAGAUUUGGGAGAAUCUUUUGAUGUGAGUAAUUUACCACGGUAUGGAGCUAAAGUAGAGCUUCAACAACGACUUGGAAUGAGAGGUCUGGAAAAAGAGUAUGAAAAAGGGGGUGAAAAAGGGGGUGAAAAAGGUGGCGAGGUAAUUCCUGAGUCGUUGGAGAUCCCUUGUUCGCUGGAGAUCCCUGAGGUUGGAACAUUGGAAAUCCCUGACUCUAUGGGAUCAUUGGAGAUUCCUGAGUCGCUUGAUUUAGGGACCCUGAUUGUCCCAGGAAUGGAAUUAGUUCCAGAAACUGUGUCUCAACCAGGACUCGACCUGGAUUCAGAUACCCCUGAUAACACCUUCUCAUCAGAAACAGGCAGUAACUCCGAUGACGAUCUCAGUUCUCCAGAGAAACUGAACAAAAGACCGGCAGAAGAAAUGUUCACCGUCAAACGUCAACGAUUAAUGGAUAUGGGGUCCGAUAGUAGCGACUCUGUAGACGAAUCUCCCUGUAAGAAACCAGAGAUAAACCAUAAUGAGAAAGUCAACCGUAUGAUGUCGUUAGCUGAUGAAUUGAGUCACUGUGAACUCAAUGGACAACAGAAGAAUGAGUUGGAAUUGAAACUUCUUCAGUUUUUAGUAUCUCUUAAGUCACUGUAA